Messenger RNA from Lichtheimia ornata, 258 nucleotides. RefSeq lists its product as uncharacterized. The coding region runs from base 1 to 258 and encodes 85 amino acids. The transcript has 2 exons. NCBI's taxonomy places the organism in Eukaryota, Fungi, Mucoromycota, Mucoromycetes, Mucorales, Lichtheimiaceae. Gene Ontology annotation, cellular component: cytosolic small ribosomal subunit; ribosome. Gene Ontology annotation, biological process: ribosomal small subunit assembly; translation. The record is from RefSeq and is a predicted model, not a curated record. Gene Ontology annotation, molecular function: structural constituent of ribosome; RNA binding.
AUGCCACGUUCUGCCUGGAAGGGUCCCUUUUUCGUCGCUUUCCCUGGUCUUCGAGAAGCCAUUAAGAAUGGCACUCCCAUUGCCACUCAAGCUCGAAGCUGCACCAUUCUCCCUUCCUUUGUCGGUCUCAAAUUCCUUGUUCACAACGGCAAAGACUACAUGCCAGUUCACAUUACCGAAGACAUGAUCGGCCACAAGCUUGGCGAAUUUUCCUUUACCCGCAAACGGUUCACCUAUCGUUUCACCAAAAACAAAUAA